Sphaeroforma arctica JP610 is the source of this 204-nucleotide messenger RNA. RefSeq lists its product as hypothetical. The annotation marks the transcript as partial. The transcript has a single exon. NCBI's taxonomy places the organism in Eukaryota, Ichthyosporea, Ichthyophonida. The record is from RefSeq and is a predicted model, not a curated record.
CAAUUCGUCGACUUCCACGUGGUGUGGCGGAUCAACGAUGAAGAGGAGGACGAGAAGGACAAGUUCUAUCCCAUUAACUUCCUACGCAAUGUGGCGCUGCAAGGUUCCGUUGCACCCUGGGUGUUUGAGAUCGAUGUGGAUGUCAAGCCGAACUCAGACAUGAAGUCCAUGUCUCGAUGGGUGUUUGAGGCGGAUUUGCAAGUG